Messenger RNA from Harpegnathos saltator (Jerdon's jumping ant), 2905 nucleotides. RefSeq names its product modular serine protease. Gene Ontology annotation, molecular function: serine-type endopeptidase activity; protein binding. The record is from RefSeq and is a predicted model, not a curated record. Gene Ontology annotation, biological process: proteolysis. The transcript is spliced from 10 exons. Bases 62 to 2443 code for a protein of 793 amino acids. NCBI's taxonomy places the organism in Eukaryota, Metazoa, Arthropoda, Insecta, Hymenoptera, Formicidae.
CUCGCGUUCAGUUUCUCGUUGACUAGGUAGUAGCUAUUUUCCUGUAAACGUUUCUGUUAUUAUGAACGCAUAUUCUGUAUUGAUAGUAUUAACAAUAACGGUAGUUUCGUUGUUGGUGACUUUGCCAUUCUUGUCUGCACAAAAUAAUCAAUUACAGUUCAAUAAUGGACAAAGUAAUAUUGGCCAAUAUGGAGCUGACAGUAAUGCAGCAUUUACGAUCCCGUCUUCUUCUUUGAAUUUGGAAUCCGUGAACAUGGAACCUAUGAUUCCGGCACCCACAAAUGUGAAUAAGCUCUCAGUGGGCAAUACAAACUGGAUUAUCAAACUGGCAAUAAAUAUCAGUUGUCUUAACAGAGAUUCUACUAAGAAGAACUAUCCUAACUGGUGCUUCCUUAACAGGUAUAACCCUAACGGGUACUUUCCUAGCAAUGGAUACACUAAUAGGGAUUACUCUGAAGAGGCCAGUGCUACUGGAGAGUCUCUUAACAUAUUCAACAUCUAUUUUAACAUAAUGUUCCGAAAUGGAAGUUAUCUUGAUAAGAAUUAUCCUAACGAGACUAAAGAUAAUGAGAGGCAUCUUAACGGACAAAAUCUCAACAUUGGUGCUCCUAACGUAGUCCUCCACGAUGAAGACGGGACUAGUAAUAAUGGAGGACACCUUAAUAGACAAAAUCUCAACCCUGUCUCCCUUAACAUAGUCCUCCAGAAUGGAAGUGAUCCUAACGAAUUUAAUAGUAACGGCGAGAAUUUUAACGAACAAAAUCUCAAUAUUACCUCUUCUAACAUGGACUCUCAUAAUGGAAGCAAUUCUAACGGAAGUUAUUCCAGCAAUAUAUUUCCCAUCGAAAUCUCUCUUAAUAUAGGCAGUCAACAUCCUGAAACAUCGAGUUUGAAUAAUUUGAAUAACGGGAUUGGACAAAAUUUGUCAAUAGGCAUUUAUGUCCUUACUGAGCCAUCAACCAGUAAUCCUUUAGGAUUAAAUGAUAACUUCACAACAUCAUUUCAAUCUAAUGCUAGCGACGUUAAUGAUGGUACACCAGGAAUAAACAAAACGCAGCAGGAUCGUGGACAGUGCAGAGACGAUGAGUUCCACUGUGGAAGCAACGAGUGCGUACCGUCUAAUGUCAAAUGCGAUAAUAAAGCUGAUUGUAGCGACUCCAGCGAUGAGGCAUUUUGCAUUAUGGAAGCAUAUCAAGAAAACGGUUGCGCAUUACCUGAGCAACCGACAGGUGGACGUUAUAAGUUGGUAGGAUGCGACGAGUUAUGCCGUAAACAGUCUGGCGACAUUGUUCCGCAGCACAGUAUUCUUAUUUAUACCUGUAAUAACGAUUACAUGUUGUAUGGCAGCAAUAUUACCAUUUGUCUUAACAACAUAUGGGAUCAUCAGGUCUCUUGUUUCAAAAAUUGCCCGCCAUUGAACAGUACCAGCGUAGACAUUCAUUGCAGUUAUCAAGAAAAAUUUGCAAUUUGUAGCGAGCAUUCAGUCCUACCUGGGACACAAGCCUGGUUGACCUGUAAACCAUUUUAUAAAUUACCUUUAAUCAAUCCGGGUGACAUGUCGAUGAAGUGUCUUGACAGUGGCGUGUGGGAUCGCGCUAUGUUUCACUGUGAACCAGAAUGUGGCGUAACUAUCCAAAAUACUGAGCAAGUAUUGAUAAUUAACGGCGUUAUCAGCGGCAUUGCGUCCAAAUUAGGCUCGUUUCCCUGGCAUGUUGGUAUCUAUGUAAAAGAUGGCACCAACACGUACAAGAAUAUAUGCGGUGGCAGUCUAAUAAGCAAUAACCUCGUCGUCUCAGCUGCACAUUGUUUCUACGACGAGGCUGAGAAUAAACUUUACAACGCGUCGAAUUACGCUGUGGGUGCCGGCAAAUACUAUCGUUCUUGGGAUGCCGAGGAGCGGCGAUUCAGUCAGAAGUCGUUGGUGGAAUACAUAAAAUUGCGCUUCGACUACUUUGGGACGAGAGGUAAUCUUGCCGAGGAUAUAGCUCUGGUGAAGCUACAGACGUCUUUAAAUUUCAACAAACUGGUCAGACCUAUCUGCGUAGAUUGGCAAAACAUGUACGACAAAGAACAGCUGCAAGUGGGACAAUCAGGUAAGCUGGCCGGCUGGGGUAAAGAUAUCACUUUUAAGCCCACUGAGGAAUUAUUCGAACUUACUAUGCCGUACGUGGAGCGUCAGAAAUGUCGAGAUAAGGUACCACUAGAAUUUCGCGGAUUCAUCACGUUCGAUAAGUUCUGUGCCGGCUUUACGAAUGGUUCAAGCGCCUGCGAUGGAGACAGCGGUGGCGGUUUAUGUUUUGAGAAAGAUGGUAUUUGGUAUCUUCGUGGUGUCAUCAGCGCGUCUCCCCAGAAGAAUGGCCAUUGCGAUUUCAACUCUUACGUUGCAUUUACCCGGAUCAGUACCUAUCUUGAAUGGAUUCAUAAUUUUUACGUCAAACUGUAAACAUCUACAGGGAAGUGGGUUGUACGAUAUACGAAAUAUGUUGUUUAUAUUAUCGAACCGGCAAUGACUCGGGACGAAUGGACGAUCAACAAAGUAGUAAGAGCGACAAAAUCCUAAAUAUUGACAAUUAUCCUGAAUUUUGUAUUCAUUUUGCAAAAUGCUCCGGCAACUUCAGUGAACAUUGAUGGACAAACAGAAAUGGGAAAUCUAAGAUCCGCGACUUAAGUCGCUUUUGUAUUACAAAAAUGGUAAUUAUUUAGAAUAGGGAGCCAGUUCAAACACUUGAAUCUUGACAUACGUUAUUGAGGACAUCUUAUUGAGUAACCUAUUGUAGGUUUUAGCCGUCGCUCAUUGUUUAUUAAAAAGUUAUAGAUAAAUGAAAUUGUUUAAUGCGAAUCAAGAUUCCGCAUGGGUUUGCAACUUUCCACGCGAAACUAGGACGGACAGGGAGGGUGCGGGAGG